This is a messenger RNA of Cyphellophora europaea CBS 101466, 1215 nucleotides long. RefSeq lists its product as uncharacterized. The record is from RefSeq and is a predicted model, not a curated record. Gene Ontology annotation, cellular component: fungal-type cell wall. Gene Ontology annotation, molecular function: glycosyltransferase activity; hydrolase activity, hydrolyzing O-glycosyl compounds. Bases 1 to 1215 code for a protein of 404 amino acids. The transcript has 2 exons. Lineage: Eukaryota; Fungi; Ascomycota; Eurotiomycetes; Chaetothyriales; Cyphellophoraceae. Gene Ontology annotation, biological process: carbohydrate metabolic process; fungal-type cell wall organization.
AUGCAUUUACUCACAAAGACCCUGCCUUUGCUGGCGCUGGCCGGCUCAGCGCUCGCCCAGACAUGGUCCGACUGCAAUCCUAUGAACGUUACCGACUGCCCACCCAAUCCGGCGCUUGGGGUCGACAACUAUACCAUCGACUUCACCAAGGCCAUGAUGUCCGACCGUGUGUGGAACGUUACGACCGGCAAGAUCCAGUAUAAUGAAGAGGGCGCCCUCUUCAGAAUCGGAUCAAAAGGCGAGCAACCACUCGUGAGAACAAACUUUUACAUCAUGUUUGGCCAGGUCGAGGUUAUCAUGAAGGCAGCCCAUGGUCAGGGUAUUGUCUCAUCGAUCGUGUUGCAAUCCGACGAUCUUGACGAGGUCGACUGGGAAUGGAUUGGUGGAAAUUCGACCUAUGUGCAAACCAACUACUUCGGCAAGGGAAACACUACCUCGUUCGAUCGCGAUGAGUGGCACCAGAUCGAUAAUCCCGACACACAGUCAGAUUUCCACAACUACACCCUCGACUGGUCCGCCGAGAAGCUUGACUUCUAUAUCGAUGAGAAGAUCAUUCGUACCCUGAAGUACGAAGACGCUAAUGGAGGCAAGAACUAUCCUCAGACUCCUUCCGAUGUUCGCCUUGGUAUCUGGCCGGGCGGAGACUCUGAAAGCGAAGGCACUGUCGAAUGGGCUGGAGGCAAAGUCGACUACAAGCAAGCUCCUUUCGAUAUGGUUGUCAAGUCCGUACGUGUUCGUGAUGCCACCAAUGCCACAGAGUAUGUCUGGGGUGAUCAGAGUGGCAGCUGGCAGUCCAUUCAGGCUCUGACCGAAAAGAAGCCCAUCAAACUUGACGGCGAGAAUGCCCAAUCGACCGUACAAUCCGCCUCCCAGCGCUGGAACGGGCUUUCUUCCGGUGCCAAGAUCGCAGUCAUCGCCUCAGUCUGUGGUGUUGCCGUUUUAGCCCUCUGUGUCUUCAUCUUCUGCUGCAUCAAGCAGCGCCGUAUUGGAAAGCACGAGCGCCUUGUCGAAGACGCCAAAUUCGAAAAGAACCAAGCAGAGCUCAUGGCCUAUCGCGCAGACAUGGGUCGUCAGAGGGCUGAGAAGUACGCCCAGGUCCAGGUCAACGCUGUACCAUCGGGCUAUGGCAACAUGGGCGCCACCAUGCAGCCCCCACGAACUCCAAUGAAUGGCGGUGCAAGCCCUCUGUUGGGCGGUGGAUACCAACGAUACUGA